GUCUACUUCGCUGCAUCGUUGGAUGUGGCUAUGGUGGUUGCAAGCUCAAUAUCUCCUUGUGGCCAUAACUAGUGUUUCUGGCUUGUUCGCACUACAUUGGAAUGAUUCUACAUCCAGUGCCGUCGUCUGUGAACUGAGCUUCACAGUGUGUAGAUUUUAGGUUUUAGCGGCACUGCGAGCGGCGUUGGAAAAAGCGUUAUUGUCUGUUGAAUUACUCCGAAGAUUGUCUUCUAUGUGUUAGCAUUGUUAGUGUCUACUGGUUGCAGCUAUGGCGACGACCUGCGGUUUUGAGUGGACGUCUUUGACGUCUUGCUGCUCUCAAUUAGGUGAGGUUUCUAGUAGUAGAAGUAGGAGUACAGGGAGCUUUGCAGGGCUUUCAUCGGGGAGCAGUGAAUGUUUUGGCGUGCGUACGAGCUUGCGUAUUGUGGAUCGCAAUGCCAUAAGGCGCGUGCCGUGUUGUUCUCAUAGACCAGCUACAGCUGCUUCCGUUGAACAUUCCGAAAGAAGAUGGCAUUAUCGGCCUGCGAAAGUAGGUUUAGCAUUUCUUGCAGGGAACCUCCUGCUGGAGUGCAGUGCAAGGGCUGAAUCUCUACCAGAUUUGCUUGUCGACGCUGCCGGGGGCAAUGUGAACAAUCUUAUUACCGUUUUGUGCAUUGCUGAAGCCGUUGCGUUGACUGGAGCAGUCGUUGCAGGUGUAAUUGCGCGACAAAGAAGAGACGAGUUGUAUAACAUCAACACUCAACUCCGGCAGAUCAAUCUAAAUCUAAGGAGACAGGCGCGAGUAGAGUCAUAUGCACCUAGUUUGAAAUAUGCACCUGUCGCAGGUCGCUCUAGUGUUGCAACAGCAGAACCUGUAGACCUAGGAAAGGAGGAGUUGCUGCAGUUUUUGAGAUCUGGAAAACGAUUGCUGCGUGAACAGAAUCCUGCUGGAGCAUUUCUUGAGUUUGAAAAGGCCCUUCAACUGGCCAGGAAGUACAGAGACACUGUGGAAGAGAAGAAAGCCGCACGAGGGCUAGGGGCUGCAUGCCAGCGGCAGAAGAAGUACAGGGAUGCAAUUAAGUUUCAUCAGCUGGUUCUAUCGAUAUCCGACAAGACCAAUGAAUUUUCAGGAAAUACCGAAGCCUAUGGAGCCAUCGGUGAUUGCUAUUCCGAAAUUGGUGAAAUGGAGUCGGCCGCGAAGUAUUAUGACAUGUACAUUGAUAGGCUGCAGAAUGAAGAUGUUGAUUAAGAGGUUUCUUGCUCUACCUGAUAGUCUUGCGUAUUUUGGUUAGAAUCGGGGUAAAUGCUUAUUUCAAACAGGUUAGUGAUGUGCAGUUGAAAGGAUGUUACUCCAAAUUUGGAGAGGAUUUUUGGGGUCAAACAAUUACGAUGACUGUAGUGAUAAGCAACCAAGCGAUAUUCGGAUCAAGUGAAGGCAUAUUUGCUGAGGGGUUUCUCAAACAUAAUUGUUAAUUUCACGCACCUUCCAGAAUUCACUGUUUCACUUCUGCAGAAACAUUUUGAUGAGCCCUUUACCACGCACACCGUAAUCGCGAUUAGUGAGUGUGAUGUCCACACCUACCUGCCCAAGGCUGUACUUGGGCACAUGUUUCAAGCAUUCUAUUCCAAGCGAAUGCCCAAAUUUAAGAAGAUAAGACAAUUUUUAGA
Molecule: messenger RNA, 1647 nt
Organism: Physcomitrium patens
Lineage: Eukaryota; Viridiplantae; Streptophyta; Bryopsida; Funariales; Funariaceae
Product: protein FLUORESCENT IN BLUE LIGHT, chloroplastic
Biological process (GO): chlorophyll biosynthetic process
Molecular function (GO): protein binding
Source: RefSeq, a predicted model, not a curated record